This is a messenger RNA of Cutaneotrichosporon oleaginosum, 582 nucleotides long. RefSeq lists its product as uncharacterized. The record is from RefSeq and is a predicted model, not a curated record. Gene Ontology annotation, cellular component: mitochondrion; glycine cleavage complex; cytoplasm. Gene Ontology annotation, biological process: protein lipoylation; glycine decarboxylation via glycine cleavage system. Lineage: Eukaryota; Fungi; Basidiomycota; Tremellomycetes; Trichosporonales; Trichosporonaceae.
CCCACCUCCGCCUCCGCUCCCGUCUCUUCUUCAACGCUCUCUUCUCAUCUCUCACUCACCCACUUCUCCACUCCAUCUCUCAGCAUGCUCGCCUUCCGCGCCAUCGCCCGCCCUGCCGCCGUCGCUUUCCGCGCGCGCCCCGUCGUCGCCCGCGCCGGCAUGGCCAUGCGCUUCGCCUCGACCAAGAAGUUCUCGGAGGACCACGAGUGGGUCCAGGUCGACGGCCAGGUCGCGACCAUCGGCAUCACCGAGUACGCGCAAAAGGCGCUCGGGGACGUCGUCUUCGUCGAGCUUCCCUCGGUCGGCUCGGAGAUUGAGGCUGGCGAGUCGAUCGGCGGCGUCGAGUCUGUCAAGGCUGCGUCGGACAUCUACGCCCCCGUCUCGGGCACGAUCGAGGAGAUCAACGAGACGCUUGGCGACUCGCCGAGCCUCGUGAACAAGGAGGCCGAGACUGGCGGCUGGCUUGCCAAGAUCAAGCUCUCGGAGCCCCGCGAGCUCGAGGACUUGAUGGACGAGGCGGCGUACAAGACCUUCUGCGAGGAGCAGUAAGAUAGCGAGGAAAUGGAUUCUGGUGUCGUGUGA